Messenger RNA from Alexandromys fortis (reed vole), 443 nucleotides. RefSeq names its product 60S ribosomal protein L22-like. Lineage: Eukaryota; Metazoa; Chordata; Mammalia; Rodentia; Cricetidae. Bases 1 to 393 code for a protein of 130 amino acids. The transcript has a single exon. Gene Ontology annotation, molecular function: RNA binding; structural constituent of ribosome. Gene Ontology annotation, cellular component: ribosome. The record is from RefSeq and is a predicted model, not a curated record. Gene Ontology annotation, biological process: cytoplasmic translation.
AUGGCACCCGUGAAAAAGCUUGUGGCGAAGGGGGGGCAAACAAAAAAAAAGAAGCAGGUUUUGAAGUUCACCCUUGAUUGCACCCACCCUGUAGAAGAUGGGAUCAUGGGCGCUGCUAAUUUCAAGCAGUUCCUCCAGGAGAGAAUCAAGGUGAACGGCAAAGCUGGGAAUCUCGGCGGAGGGGCUGCGACCAUCGACCGGAGCAAGAGCAAGAUCACUGUCACUUCCGAGGUGCCUUUCUCCAAAAGGUAUUUGAAAUAUCUCACCAAAAAAUAUUUGAAGAAGAACAAUCUCCGAGACUGGUUGCAUGUUGUCGCCAACAGCAAAGAGAGCUAUGAGCUGUGUUACUUCCAGAUUAACCAGAAUGAAGAGGAGGAGGAGGAGGAGGAUUAAGAUGCAUUGGUCUGGAAUGUUUUGUAUUAAUUCAUAAAUAAAAUUUAGGA